AUUUGAAGCUCAUGGGCCGCCACAACACCUGACGCUUGAAUAUCCGCCUGCUGUGCUCCCUUCCAUCCUGAAGUUCUUCAGCCUUGUGAGGCGCCGACAAGGGCCUCGCCUGAAGCGCAGUGGGGCGCCCAUGCUCGGCCAAUUAGGGAAGCGCGGGGGAUCAAGGUCCUGAAGCCCGCAGUUGCAACACCUGUGGCUGACGCAGCAGCCUCCUUCAUCCGUGGCCCCUCAGUUGGCCACUUCGGUUGGUCCAUCCGAAACUUGCUGCUUACGGGGGCCGGAAUACAUAGCAUGCUCUCGUCGCCUUCCAAGUUGCGUCUCGCGAACAGCUCAAUUGGAGCCUCACUGCGCAGCUGCUCUGCAUCGAUGCGCCCGCGACGCAUUCUUCCGUCGGACAGGUAGCAGGGCCGACUCUGCGGCCGGCACAGUGCAGCAUCCCACCGCCAUGGGGUGGACUGUAUUCUUGUUGACGUACCUUUUCGGAGGCAUCACCUUCCUCCCACUGCUCGUGAUCGUCAUCCUCGCCCAUGCGUACUUCACCUUGCCCUAUCGCAAAGAUGCCGACGCCUCGGAUGCUUCGACCUCCGCAGAUGGCGACCUGAUCCAGCCGGGCGACGACCUCGAGCCGCUGAAGGCAGCGCAGAAGGACGGGGCCAGGGCCCGUGGGGUCCGCCACGAGCCGGAUGUCGCGGCUGGCUACUUCGCCGUCUGCCGCGAGUACACGCCGAUGGGGAUCAAUGCAAAGCCGAUCGAACGGUCGACGCCCGUCGGUUCGGCCACGGUAGCCGCGCCCAGCCCAAGUGUCUACCAGACCAUGUACCGCAGCAUCUUCGACCGGAAGCAGGCCGCCGGACCGCUAGACAACAAGAACGGCGGCAGCCAGCGCCCCAAGCGGGCGGGAAACGUGUUCUACGUGGUGCUACGGCACGGCCAUUUGAUGCUCUUCGACGACGACGAGCAGCUAGAGGUUCGCCACGUCAUAUCUCUAGCGCAUCACGACAUCAGCGUAUACUCUGGGGAGCCCGUGACGCCAGAGGGAGAGUUGUUUAUCAAGCGCAACGCCAUCUGUCUCUCCCGGCGUGCGGGCGGGCCGGAAUUGGGCCCAGACAGCCAAGUUUCCAAGCCGUUUUACCUGUUCUCUGAGAACUGCUCCGCGAAGGAGGACUUCUACUUGGCCUUGUUGCGCAAUCAGGAGCAGACUUUGGCCGCGGAAAGCAGGACGCCGACCCCCAUCCAGUUCGACGUCAAGAACAUCAUCUCCUUGGUGCAGAGGCUCCACUCGUCGGAGGAACACAUGCAUACAAGAUGGCUCAAUGCCAUGAUUGGAAGAGUGUUCCUAGGCGUUCACAAGACCAAGGACAUGGAGAACUUCAUCAGGGAGAAGCUCACCAAGAAGAUAUCCCGGGUCAAGCGGCCAGCGUUCUUGUCCAACAUCGCCAUCAAGGCUAUCGACACGGGCGAGUCAGCGCCUUACAUCACAAACCCCCGCUUGAAAGACCUGACGGUCGAGGGCGAAUGCGGCGUUGGGGCCGACGUGCGUUACACGGGCAAUUUCCGGUUGGAGGUCGCAGCAACGGCGCGCAUCGACUUGGGCUCCCGCUUCAAAGCACGCGAGGUCAACCUGGUUCUUGCUGUCGUUCUUCGGAGGCUGGAAGGACACGUGCUCUUCAAGAUCAAACCUCCGCCUAGCAACCGCAUAUGGUUUUCCUUCCAGCAGAUGCCGAAACUGGAAAUGACCAUCGAACCCAUCGUCAGCUCCCGGCAAAUCACUUACACCGUCAUUCUUCGCCAGAUCGAGAAUCGGAUCAAAGAGGUCAUUGCAGAGACGCUCGUGCUGCCGUUCUGGGACGACGUACCUUUUUUCGGUACCGAACAUAAGAAAUGGAGGGGCGGAAUAUUUCACGACGACACGGUGAAGUCGCCGGCCGAUCGUGAAUCCGCCGCCGCCCAAGAAGGUGAAAUAUCCGAGGUGGCACACCUCGAGGAGACCCACGGAGUUCAGGAAAGCGACCUCCCCCAUAUGGAGAAGAGCCACAGCCUACCGGUUCUCGAGAAGAAGCCCUCGACCGGUUUAUUCGGCCGGAAGGUCUCAAGAAAGGCGAGCAAGACAGAUUUGACGUCGACAACCCCCUCGACCUCUUCGUCCAGUAUCGAGGUCAAGAAUGAGGCGAAAAGCGAGACGGGUGUCUCUCCCCCUGCGCUCUCCGCCCCCUUUGUCCAACCUUCAUCGCCCACGGUCGGGACGAUCGCAGCCAAUGCAGAGCACUUCAGGCCUUCAUCCUCCCCGCCUGAAGGGAACACAGCCGCAUCAACCAUGGCGACUUUGUCAGCGAACUCGCAAUCUCCAGCCCCACCUCAAGCGCCAAACCCCGAUGGUUUCACUCCGUAUAUCACGUCAAAGUCAUCGAGCCAGACGUCUUCCAGUUCUUCUCGAGAUGCGACCGACACGGAAAACAACACCGACAGAACACCACAAGCCCGGCGAAACACUGCUUCGUCAACCGAGAGCCACAGCGAUGGCGGAUCCCGCUCCCCGACCAUGGCCGCCAAAGCCUCCGCCCGCCGCCAGGCGGGCUCAACGGCAAGAGGUCUUUUUGGCCGCCGCGAAACAGAUUCUUCAACCUCUUUUGGGCUAACCUCGCACGGUUCGAAUGAGACGCAGAAACGGACGGCUCUAAAUGCCGUUGCCAACGCGGCUGCGUCUGCCAAGCGAUGGGGUCUGAACGCCUUCCAGCGGCGACCCGUUGAUGAAGCAGGGGCGGGUCAGGCACGGCGUAAUGAGAGUGCGUCUGGGCUAGACCUCAGCCAGCCGAUGGGACGCGGGCAGCCCCUGCCGCCGCCCGGUACGCCGCUCCCGAUGCCCGAGAAGAGAGCCCCAACUGCGAUUCCCAAGAGGAAGCCAAUCCCUCCGCCGUCAACCGAACCGCACGGUGAAGCAGUCAAGCAACAAACAAAGCAGACAAUCGAGCGCCGCCCGGUUCCGCCACCGCCUCUUCCCAAGCGACGCCACUAUCAGGAACAGGAGGCCACUGAUGACAACCUACUCGUGGUCGCUGCCCCCGCGGACUCGGAGCCGACUACCCCUCUGAGCGGGUCUCACAGUCCUUAUGUGCAGCCGUGGGUCGAAGACGCCGGGGAUUCCGAUGAUAACGACCUGUCAAAGAAUGCGCCAGCCACGGUAGCAGACGAGCAAGCAGACACAGAAGCACCAUCGCUUGCCGCGAUCCCAGACGGAAGCCGACCAGAACCAGGCGGCGUCGCCGGAAUGCCAGAAUCGGCUGUCGACGAUGACGACUUCUCGGCCUGGAUGGAUGGCCACGAGCUGGAGCACUCAGAACCGCCCACCAAUGCAGAGGCGGUCCAGGGUAUAUAAGCAUAUUCUGUAUGGAGUUUACGGUUUUCGAGGUUUGUAGUUCAGCUUGCACCUUGGCUGGAUACACGGGCGUACUGGGCGCUGCUGGCUUUUCGUCUGCGAGGACUCUGGCUGCAUCAUAUGCAUCAUUACGGGAUCGUUUUGUUUAUUUCUUAG
Molecule: messenger RNA, 3529 nt
Organism: Thermothielavioides terrestris NRRL 8126
Lineage: Eukaryota; Fungi; Ascomycota; Sordariomycetes; Sordariales; Chaetomiaceae
Exons: 2
Coding region: 446-3373 (975 amino acids)
Biological process (GO): phospholipid transport
Cellular component (GO): ERMES complex; endoplasmic reticulum
Molecular function (GO): lipid binding
Source: RefSeq, a predicted model, not a curated record